Leptopilina heterotoma is the source of this 2482-nucleotide messenger RNA. It is a transcript of the gene sowah, whose product is annotated as ankyrin repeat domain-containing protein SOWAHB. The record is from RefSeq and is a predicted model, not a curated record. Lineage: Eukaryota; Metazoa; Arthropoda; Insecta; Hymenoptera; Figitidae. Bases 34 to 1695 code for a protein of 553 amino acids. The transcript is spliced from 16 exons. Gene Ontology annotation, molecular function: protein binding.
GAGCGCUGGUGUGCCACCCUCAGUAGUGUAAAGAUGGCGACGCCCAGUGAACUGUCGUUGGAGGAAAUACGCAAAUAUUUAUUGGAAAACGGUGGUUCAGUGCGAAAUCACGACCUUGUGAAGUAUUUUAAGAAGUUUCUCACAGAUCCCGAAACACGAGUGGAGGCACGAAAUAGAUUCAAGGAAUAUGUGAAUAUAUUGGCCACAAUCAAAAAUGAGGAGGGAGAAAAAUAUUUGUUGCUGAAGAAAAAAUAUCGCCAAACUUCAUUAGAUCUCUCAUCUCCGGGUUUUAGUUUUGGUAUCUCGCCUACUUCGCCAGUUAGAACUCCUGACCUUGCAACUCCUGUUUCUCCACUUCGUGAACCACCGCCUUAUCGUCCGCCACCUCCGGCCCCUUUGAGUCCUACAAGUCCUACAAGUUAUACCACAUCUCCCAUUUCUCGUUAUCAAAAUGAACUUUCCGAAGAUACCACUGGCGUUUUUCAUAAUAAUUUUGAGAGAAACUCCAAAGAAACAACAAGUGCCUUUAAACAAUAUACGGAGGAAACGGAUCUUCCAACAUCACCACCUGUACCACCCAGACGAAAAAGUCAAGACAAAGUCAAAGUGGAAAACAAGGAAAAUAUUAGUGUCGAAAAGCCGAAAACUGUUGCCGAAAUCAUCAUCAAAGAGGACGAGAUUCCAACGACACCACAAUCAUCAGCUGAACAACUAAGUGUUCGUGAGCGAAUGCAACGUUUCAAUCGAAUGGCUACUGAGACUGAUCUUAACGUUUGUCCUAGUGGAGCUACACCACCUAUUAAGAAACGAUCGGAUAAGGGUACGGAGGAGGAUGACAGAGCUUCCGUUGCUUCGCAACUGGACGGAAAGUCACGCGAAUGGCUGGUGAGGGCUGCACAAGGGGAUUACCAGGCCCUGGCGAAACUUGCUGCGGAGGAACCUCGUCUCACCAGAAUGAAGGAUCCAUCUUCCGGCUAUACUGCACUUCACUGGGGCGCAAAACACGGAGAUGAGGAUAUCGUCAAACUGAUAGCUGGCACAUAUAGGGACUAUAUAAAAGGCGUUAAUGAAACUUCGAAUGGGGGAUACACGCCACUUCACAUAGCAAUGCAGUUUGAUCACGAGAACAUUUUCAAUCUUCUGGUUCAAGUUUACGGGGCAAAUCAGGAAAUUCGUGAUUACAGUGGAAAAAAAGCCAGACAGUAUCUAGUUUCUCAAGAGGCUGCAGUUAGUCAAGAUACCUUUCGCAAAAUCAAAGCAAGGAAAAAGCAUGCAGAGAAAGAUCUUGGUUUUCUUCGUAUUGGCUCACUGAACGUUCGCGUCAAACGAACAACGGAAGCCUUCAGCCAAUUCCUGGGUGUGGCCAAUAAUAAUGAAAAAAUACACAAAAACUUUGGUUCUGCUGACAAUAUUCAGCUCGAUAAAUUGAUGCCACCGCCGAAAUAUGGAAUAAAGAAGCGUCGUAGCAGAAGAGCACAAGAUUUCACAUUGUCUAGGAAUCAACAUUCUACCAGCCAACCGAGUACACCAGUUUCUCAAGGAAAGGUGUUGAAUUAUCGACAAAGACAUGAGAAUCGAAGACCAGCGUCCACCAUCUCCACUAUUUCUACAGUACCCACGAAUCCUCAGAACGACUCAGAUUCUGAUACUACAGCUGGUUUCGAUUCCGCUUGGCGUGGUGGUUCUCACAUCUAAAUUUCCAUUCGAUUUCAUUAAAAUUGAUGAAAGCAAAUUAUAAACAACUAAAUUUUCGAGAAACAAAUUUUAGAACAAAACAAAAAAUACUCUUAUCUAAUUCAAUUGAAUUUGAAUUAAAGAGUUUCGCAAGUUUUAUUUUUCUAAUAUUUCUAAUAAUUUAUUUAAUUAUAGAAAUUUAUUUUUUUAUUUUAGUUGACUCUGUUGACUCUGUUUAUUAUAAAGUUAAAAGUCUUGUAUAUUUUUUUACGUAUAGAGACAGAAAAAGAGGGAUGAACCUUAUGUGUGAGUAUAAGGUCUUAUAGAAUAUUAUUUAAAAAUAUAUUUUUAGAUUUUACUAUAUUUAAAAGUAGGGAUCGUCAGCGAACUCGAAAGAUCAUAAUUAGUGCAGUUUAGUAGCUAAAUUUGCGCAGUAGUGUAUAAUGAGUAUUGUAAAAGCGCAGUAAAGCAAUUUAGUAGUUAUACAUUCACGCAGAAGUGAAAUAUUCUAUUGUUUUCUUAUUUCGAGAAUAGUGUACUUCGAAUAUAAAAAUAAUUUGUUUUCUAAAUUUAAAUUAAUCAAAAAUAAUUUGUUAUAGUAAAAAAAAUCACAUCACAGAUUUAAGUAGUAAUAUUUCUACUGAUAAUUUAGUUAAAAAUAACUAAUUAAUUUGCGCUUUUUGUUGUAUGUCAAAACAACUAAACUUUUUGGUAACUAAUUUAGUUGCGAGUAUUUUUUUGCAAUUAUUCUUCUACUGAAAUUAAUUGUUUUACAUAUAAUAAAAAAUUGUAAUUUUUUAAUUAAUUA